Jaminaea rosea is the source of this 4113-nucleotide messenger RNA. RefSeq lists its product as hypothetical. Lineage: Eukaryota; Fungi; Basidiomycota; Exobasidiomycetes; Microstromatales. The record is from RefSeq and is a predicted model, not a curated record. Bases 128 to 3841 code for a protein of 1237 amino acids. Gene Ontology annotation, molecular function: protein binding. The transcript has a single exon.
GACCAGCAUAUCUUCAUCAUCACCAUCACAAUGCAUUGAGACGUCAUAUACUACACAGAUCAUCACAGCAUCAGCUUCGCCACAUCGAUCGCGGUAGCUUGAAGACGGAGAAGAGGGUAAAGCCAUCAUGAUCGGCUCGCGCCGGGUGGCUGCUUCUUCGACGUCGUCCUCGUCGACGCAGUGGCAUAGAAAGUGGCGAGCGACAGCAAACAACCUUCAGCGCCUUCAAGUGUCGCCUCUUGAUCCAACUGUCCCUCACGCAGAGACAUCAGCGGCAGGAGCCGCCCGCUCAGCAUGGCCUCGCUCCACGCCGCGACGCUGGCAGCAACGCUCCUUCUUCUCUGUCGCUUCACCAUCAUUGAGCGCAGUUGCACUUGGCAAGCAGCGAGCAUGGGAGCAGACGAGCUCAGACGUCGACCGCAGCGUCUUCGCGGAGGAUCGCAGCCCAGUGAAGCAUUCCGAUACCCUUGUCCCACCCAUCGAGCAGCCCGGUCCCGAUUGGACGACAAUGAACGACGAAGUUGGCUGGUCAACACCCGAAGAUGUCGCGCAUGGAGGCAGCCUGGGCGAGCUUCUUGAGCAGGAUCGUCGCCUGAUCGAUGAAUCAAAGCAUCAUCAAGUGCUCUCUGUCGCCCUGGACUUCGCUGAGCCUUUGGUGCAAAGGCACCUCGCGGCCCCAAAUCAACGCCUGACUGGCAUGACCGCGCUCAGGGAGCAAGCAGAAAAGGUAUUCGACGAGCUCUACGACGAACUCAGCUCUCAAGUCGACAGCGACUCAUGGUCGGCGACCGUACGGCCCUUCUCUGCAGCGGACCGCCGGGCCUUUCAGAUAGCUUUCACAGCCACGCUGCGGGUCCUCGUGGUCCUCCAGUCACAGCCUGCAGAGAUCUGCGAGAAGCUAGACGAUAUAAGGCAAUGGCUUGGCCCGCUCCCUCUGCCCUUCUAUCAUCGCAUUGUCUCCAUCGCCGGGCAGUGUGGUCGUGCUCGACUAGUCGAUGAGCUCUUCCUCAACUCUCUAGACGCAUGGAACAACAGGACAGAUGAGUGGAUGCUCUACACUCGAUCGAGGGCUCUCUCCUUGAUGAAGAGGCAUCCCGCCCGCUUCGAGCUGCAAGAAUACUGGACCGUCUAUCAGCGCUUCCUUGGAAUGCAAGGGUCACCACGCACAGCGCUUCGAGCUGCGACACGCACCCUCUCACCACCACGAUGCCUCUUCACUUUUCUCCUCGACCAUUUCUCGACGAAAGGCGAGGACCGCAGGACCUCGAUGCUCAGCAUCGUCAGCGCGAUGCGCACCUUUGGUCACGUAGUCGACGAGGCGAUCUGGCUCAGACUCGUCCGGGCCAAUCUCACGCUGCGCGGACAUAUCCCGCAAGAGGUCGCCCAAGAUGCGAGUUCUCCGGAGGGCGAGACGCGAUACCUCUUCGAUCUGCUGGGCAGGCGCGCAGAAGCUCUUGCAUCGCUAGAUGUUGUGAGGAUGCUGCAGAUGAUCAACUACGAGUGGCAGGAGGCGGCGUCCGCAGCAGAGGCGGAGCAGUCGUCUGCCCGUCUGUUUAGCCCGGCUCAACGCGCCGAGGCAUACACACUUGCCGCCGAGAUGUUUGGUCGAAUGAGGCAGCCCUGGCGAGCGAGCGUCGUGCUGCGUCGCCUUUGGGAGCUUGGCGAUGAAGAGCAAAAGCAGCGUGCCGUUAUUGCGACGAUGAUGGCCUAUGCGGGGAGAGGCCAAGCAGAACGUGGCCUUGCUCUGGCCAGGAUGGUUACUCGAGAACACUUUGCCAGCGACACAGACGGGUCUGCAGCAGUCGUAGAGGCGACAGCGCCACCCCUCGCCUUCGAGCUUCCGGGCACCCUCCCGCUCUCGGACCGUCUAUUCACAUCCAUGCUUCGCUGCGCUGCGCUUCUUUCCCAAUAUAAAGACAAGGUGGAUGCAGCGUACGAGCUGCUCAACAUGGUGUCUCAUCAGCGCAGAGAGCUGGCAACACCUGUUCUUCGCGGACUGGCUGCCUUCCUCUUCGCCGGUCUCGGAUCUUCUCAUCGGUACGCUGUGCAAGGUCUCCGACAAUUCCUAGCGCGCCUCGACGCCCUUUCGCAGCAUCAAGCCAUUGAAGCUCCUACGAUUGCGCUGCGUAAGAAGCCUCGUGCUGGGCCUGUGCAGAAGCCGAUCCGCUGCUCCAAGGAGGCUAGUCGCAAUCUCGCCCAAAUCGUCAGAUUCGCUCGUCGCAUGGGCCUAGAGCACCAGAUGGAAGUCGCGACUCAUCGCUGGACGUGGUGGCGCAGUCAAGUCAACGCGAGGCAGUGGGAGAGGGAGAGGGAGCGCGAGGCCUCGGCGAUGGAUUCGCACCGAGAUCCUGGAUCGGCGGCCGCGCAUUGGAUGCUGAGUGGGAGUGAGGAUGAGCAGCUGCAGGACGAUUUGAGCCAUUCGACUGCGGCGAUGGACGUUGGGUCGCCACGAGAGGUAGUCGCGCUCAGCGAGUCCUCUGCAGAUCAGCGUCAAACCACCAAGCCGCGUCGGCAGGCGCGCACCCAGAUGAAGCCCGUCACCAAGGUCAAGGCAUCUCGCCCACGCCCGCACCCCUCAGUAGAUCCCGCUUUCCAGGAAGAUCUCUCCCGUCCACUCAGUCGCCCUGCGUACGCGCAUCGCCUCCGAGUCUACGCCGUCGUCCGUCGAGACCACGUUUCCGCCGCCCAGGUAUAUCGCUCCAUGCUUUCGCACGGCGUUCGCCCAGGGAUGAUGCACGUCUCAUUCAUCGUCGAGGGCCUGGCGCGUGACGGAAGGCUAGACGAAGCACGCGCGAUGAUCAAGGCCGCGCAGGACAGUCUUGGGCUUGUUCCUUCCUCCAGAAUCAGGGCGACUUUGAUACGCGAGCUGCUCAAGAGGGGCAAGGUGGAGGAGGCGAGAGAGCAACUAAUCGACCAUCGCGCUGCAGGCGGAUAUGUCAGCGAGCAGAUGGAGAGACUGUUCUCUGCACGUCCUACGCUCGCUGACCCGGUGACAUCGCGCAAGGCUUUCCAGAUUGCGAGACGCAAGCAAGAGCCGCUGCCCAUAGCGGACGUCGAUCAGGCCUUCCAGUGGCUCUGUGAGAGGAGAAGGCUUGUAUCAGCUCAUCGGCUGCUCAUCUUGGCGCUGCUCUCAGGUACGAGGCUGGAGUGGGAGAACAUCAGGCGCCUCGUGGCGAGAGGCAACUGGAUCUGGAAGCUGCUCAGGAGGAGAGGAAUUAAGGUCAGAGCUUCGGCCAUAGCCGGGUCCUCAUCGCAGCCCUUCUACGCGCGCACUCUGCAGCAGCAGCGCUCCGAGGCAGAUAACCCGGAAGAGGACGAGCUGCAACAGCAGACCGCAGACUCAGAUGUCGACCGAUCCGAUGUGGACCACCUCUCUGACGAUGCUGAAGUUGACGAUGCAGCCGUCGCCGAAGCCAUUCGCGCCGAUGCCGUUGAGCCCGACUCUGCAACGCAAGAUCGCCUGAGCGGUCUCGCCAAGCUCUACGAUGACGUCUCAACCACUCCUCCGCACGGAAGCCUCCACGCCCGACAUCUCGCCCGCCUGGUAGAGAAAGAUCCGCUCUUCUCUUCCUUCCUAACCGAAGCAGAAGACGCCGCCAUCGCCUCCCUCGAGAUGGGCAACCCAGACGACGCCAUCAGUGGUUUCGCUGGCGAGACGUCUUCCUCUGACCUGAGAGAUGCUUGGCUGCUCAAUCGCGCUGCGAUUUUCCUGUCAAAGCGCGUGGUGGGCGAGAAAGAGAGGCAAGAGCUCUAUGCCCAGAAAUGGUUCCUGGUUGACGUGGAGCGAUUGUUACUGGACGCUGCUAGUGGAAGAUGGAGAUCGAAGAGGAGGACAGGGUAAGAGAGGCGGAGCGACCCAUCGACAUGUGGUGCGAUGCGGGAUGGUGAAGCGACCGUGGGAAUGGCGGCGAUCACACUGCUUCGAUCCGCGGUGUCGGAUCGACACGGAGAGAGAGCGUCUGCAUCUCUGCUGCCUCUAGUGACCCUGCGGAUGCCACGACUUCACAAUUGCGGCGUUUAGCGGUACGAUCUCCCGCCAAUGCAUCAUGAUUUGACACGAUCCGUUGCGGCCCCAACGUCAACGCAAUCAGUCCGAAUGGUCGGUAGCCCAGG